GCCAUGGAUUACUCUUACCUGAACUCCUACGACUCGUGCAUGGCGGCCAUGGAGGCGUCGGCCUACGCGGACUUCAGCUCCUGCAGCCAGGCCGGCUCCUUCCAGUACAACCCCAUCCGCAGCUCCUUCGCCGCCAGCCCGGCUUGCCCGCCGCUCGCCUCCGCCAGCUGCGCCCUGGGCGCCCUGCGCGACCACCAGCCCUCGCCCUACGCCGCAGUCCCCUACAAGUUCUUCUCCGACCCCUCCACCAUCAACGAGAAGAGGAAGCAGCGGAGGAUCCGGACCACGUUCACCAGCUCGCAGCUCAAGGAGUUGGAGAGGGUCUUCGCCGAGACCCACUACCCGGACAUCUACACCCGGGAGGAGCUGGCCCUCAAGAUCGACCUCACCGAGGCCCGAGUGCAGGUCUGGUUCCAGAACCGCCGGGCCAAGUUUCGGAAGCAAGAACGGGCCUCCAACUCCAAAGGGCAGAACGGCAGCGGCGGCGGCAACAACGGCAGCAGCUCGGCGCCAGGCAAGAAGCCGGAGCCCCGGUCCUCCUCCGAAGAUGACGAGUCCAAGGAGUCCAACUGCAGCCCAACGCCGGACAGCACGGCCUCCCUGCCCACCGCCGGGGGCCUGAACAGUCCCGCCGACAGCCUGAGCCCCAGCCCUGGCACGGGGCAGCCAGCCCUGGGUGCUGGGCACGUCACCCCCACUCUCAAGUCUCCCCUGUGGGCGGGCGUGAGCACCAGCAACGGGGCCACCAACACAGCCGAGCUGCUGAAGGCCUGGCAGCCCUCGGAAGCCGCCAUGCCUGGACCUUUCUCCGGCGUCCUGUCCUCCUUCCACAGGAAGCCAACUCCACUCAAGGCCAACCUCUUCUAA
Notechis scutatus (mainland tiger snake) is the source of this 867-nucleotide messenger RNA. NCBI's taxonomy places the organism in Eukaryota, Metazoa, Chordata, Lepidosauria, Squamata, Elapidae. The record is from RefSeq and is a predicted model, not a curated record.